CCAGAAAUCUCUCAUGGCCGAGACGCUGCAGCGGUGCUUGAGCGUGCCGCUCGGCGGCGCGUUGCCAGACGACGUACAUGCCGUGUCCGUGUCGAUGCCCGAGUGGCAACAUGUUGAGCUGUACGAACAAGGGUGUCCUGAAUUGCAUGCGUCGCUGCGGUCGGGGUACCCGCGGUUUGUCUAUCAUGCGUACGUGAAAGCUGUCAACGAGUGGUGUUGGGAGAAGUACGUGAACGACCCGACCAAGGUCGUGUAUGUGUUACCUACGUAUGCCGUGGCAAAACGAUGUGAAGCGUUCUUGUUGGCGACGUUUUCGGGGCCCUUGCCGCUAAUUCCGUUGAACAUCGCCGGCGCCGUGGCGAUAGUACUCCCUGUCAACGCUGUUCGAUCUUUCAAAUCGUUUUGGCAACACAGCGGUGAAAUACUGUCGUCGCGCAUGGCACUCCAUAUCUUGCAGUACAAAGACAAUGGUGACGUGGCCGGUCAUCCACACAAGUCCAUGGACGGCACCAACGUCCACGCAAGACUGCGCGACCGCGUCGCGUCCAUGUAUCCGCACAUCACACCCAGGGACGUGUUCCUGUAUCCUUGCGGGAUGGCGGCCAUUUUCGCGGCAUUUCGCGUCGUCCAGAAGCUCAAGUCGACUCAAGGCCGCGUGGUGCUCUUUGGAUUCCCUUACCUUGACACGCUGAAAAUGAUGCGACGGAUUGAAUGGAGCUGUGGAAACGUUUUGUUUUACCCCAACGGGACCAGCGCCGAUAUGGAUGAAGUCGAUAAACUGGACUCGAUGGCUGCCAUUUUCACCGAGUUCCCUACAAACCCAUUGCUCCAGAGUGCAGACCUGAAGCGCUUGGCAGAUAUCGCACAUCGACACAACACUGUCUUGGUCGUGGAUGACACGAUUGGGUCGUACAACGUUCAGGUCCUGGAAGCUGGCGUCGACUUGGUGGCGACCAGCUUGACCAAAAUCUUCACCGGGGCCGGCACCGCGAUGGCCGGGUCGUUGGUCGUAAACUCCGCCAGUCCGUGGUAUACAACUUUGCACAACGAAUACGCCUCCGACAGCUAUAUCUUUGAAGAUGACUGCGUCGAGAUUUUAGAAGCGUCCAAGGACGUCUGUGAGCGCAUCCAUCGAGUGAACUCGUCGGCGUCGGCGAUCGCCAGUCGCUUUGCGACGCAUCCGCAAGUUGAAACGGUGUAUUACCCCAAGUUUGUCGACUCUGCGCAGUACAGCGCAAACUUGACGUAUCACAGCACGACGGCAGAUGCAUUUGGACCGCUCAUGUCGGUGGUGCUCCAUGGCGGCGAACCGGCCGCGAAAGCAUUUUACAAUGCCCUCGGGUUUGCCAAAGGCCCGAGCCUCGGCACCAACUUCACGUUGGCAUGUCCGUACACGUUGUUGGCGCACUACGACGAGCUCGACUACGUCGAGUCAUGUGGAGUCGAUCGAAACUUAAUUCGCAUUUCCAUCGGCCUCGAAGACGUCGAUGAAAUCUGGAGCCACAUGGAAGUCGCGCUGCGGGCGGCCGCGGAUGCCGCCGGCCAAGAGAACAAGUCCCAUAAUGGACAUGCGAUGGGUUUUCCUUGAGCAAACGAACGGCAGCCGGUGCAUCCAGUCGACAUAUCGGUCGCACAAGGUGGCCAUUGAAUUGACUCACUUGCCCGACGAUACCUCCGCCGGACGCGCCUCCGUGGAUGCCCCUUGGAAGAACUUGUGGACUUGAAUUUAGAAGUGUCGGUGAACAGGAUCAUUCGCGGACGUUGGUGUGUGUGUGGGGGGGACGAAAGCGCAGUGACACGACCGUCCAAAUUGACUACACCAGCUCUACUGGAACCUCCUCAAACGCGUCACUCCCUGUGAAAUGGUUCAUGGAGGUUGGGGACGUCGCUGCUACCAAGGCUGCCAGAGCAGCAGUUGCCAUGAUGGAGAUGGCAUGACGAACUCUAGCGAUCGACGUUGGCUUCAUGGAGAUCACAUCGCUGACCAUUUUUCAAUGUUUGUACGCUACUUUACACGGAGCGCGUUGGUUUCAAAGCACUCUUCGUCAAUCGUCCAAAAGAGGCACCAGCCCACACCCCACAGAAUCCACGCCGCGCCUGUGGCCAACCCGUCGCCUGCUCCGCCAUACAACGCGUCUGGAAACAACACCAUUGCUGCGCCAUCCAACAUGCCCGCGACUGUCGUUGCAAUCACAAUUGAGAAGAGCACGUUCGGCUUGGUGAGGCUGCCCAAGGCUACGCGCGCCGUUUGCACAAUGGCGAAACUCACGGGAAUCGACGCAGCAAACAGCAAGAGAGUGUACAAGAGGGGGGCGUUCGAGUCGAAGAAGACACGGCGCGUCCACUUUACAAACAGCGCCGCCACCACCCAAAUCGCACUUCCAAACACAGCGCUUUUGACCGCAAAGGCACGGAACUCGCGACCCAUGCCGCCGAUAGCCAAUUGAGAAAUGGCCCCGUGGGUCGAAC
Molecule: messenger RNA, 2469 nt
Organism: Aphanomyces invadans
Lineage: Eukaryota; Oomycota; Saprolegniomycetes; Saprolegniales; Verrucalvaceae
Exons: 4
Coding region: 14-1588 (524 amino acids)
Biological process (GO): transsulfuration
Molecular function (GO): cystathionine gamma-synthase activity; pyridoxal phosphate binding
Source: RefSeq, a predicted model, not a curated record